This is a messenger RNA of Pistacia vera, 615 nucleotides long. Its product is annotated as transmembrane protein 230-like. NCBI's taxonomy places the organism in Eukaryota, Viridiplantae, Streptophyta, Magnoliopsida, Sapindales, Anacardiaceae. The record is from RefSeq and is a predicted model, not a curated record. Bases 101 to 412 code for a protein of 103 amino acids. The transcript is spliced from 2 exons. Gene Ontology annotation, cellular component: endomembrane system.
UUGAAAAGUCUUUAGCUUUCGACUUAAUCUUCAAAGGUAGCCAUAACUCAUCCAACUUCGCUCUAAAUCUGAAGAUCUAUUGUGCACCUAAUUGAAAAAAAUGGCGUACGUAGACCAUGCGUUUUCGAUAUCAGACGAGGACAUAAUGAUGGAGAGUUCGUACACGGUGAAUAAUCGGCCCCCUAUCAAAGAGAUCGCUUUGGCUGUUUCUCUUCUCAUUUUCGGAACUUUCGGGAUCGUUUGUGGAAUUUUCAUGUCUUACAACAGAGUUGGCGGUGACAGAGCUCAUGGGCUUUUCUUUGCAAUUCUUGGAUCGAUCUUGUUUAUUCCGGGAUUUUAUUAUACAAGAAUUGCAUAUUAUGCUUACAAGGGAUACAAAGGAUUUUCUUUCGCCAAUAUACCCUCUGUGUAGCCUCAACCUUCACCUUCACCUACACCUGUACAGAUCUUCAUGUCAUCCAACUUGUACUAUUUCUUCUUCUUCCUCCUCUUUAUGAAAGAUAUUUUUUUUUUUUUUUUUCAAAUCAUAGUAUGUAUUUCGUUUGCUAAUGUGAUGAACAGUGGACUCUUUAUUCGGUUUUGGCUAUAUAGUGAUAACUCGUUUUCUUUAUGUAC